UAUACAUAUAUACUGUAUAUAAACAUAUAUACUGUUUAUAUACAGUAUAUAUAUAUAUAUGUAUAUAUACAGUAUAUAUAUGUAUAUAUACAGUAUAUAUAUGUAUAUAUACUGUAUAUAUGUAUAUAUACUGUAUAUAUAUGUAUAUAUACUGUAUAUAUACUGUAUAUAUAUAUACAUAUAUACUGUUUAUAUACUGUAUAUAUAUGUAUAUAAAUAUAUAUAUUAUAUAUAUAUACACACAUAUAUAUAUAUAUAUAUAUAUAUAUAUAUACUCUAUAUAUGUAUAUAUAUAUAUAUAUAUAGUUGUAGUAAAACAAUCACAGUCUGUUGUUUUCAGGAUAUAUGUAUUAUUAUUACUGUAAUAAUGAGGUUUAAUCAGACAUCAGAGUUUUGAGUUGAUUUAUAAUUGACGUUUGCUUGUGUAGCUCCUAUUAGUUUAUGUUUAAUUCAUGAUCUUUGUUUUUUGUUUUAAAAUAUCUUUGCUCAUUAAAUUUAAAGUCAAAAAAGGAUUUUUUUAAACUGGUUUCAUGUCAAAGUUACAUGCGGUUAGGACACAGUUUUAACUUUAUCACAAUAAACAGCUGAGGUAAGUUCUCCCUGCUCUCAAUGAUCAGAGCGACACUUUCUUCAACACAGCGAGGACGUUUCGAGGACACUACCUUCUAAAAGACUCUGUGAGGACAGAUGAGAGACAAGUGUCUUAUCGAGCGUUCGUGUAAUGUUUUAAUUAUCAAACUUUUAUUGAUUGUGUUGGCAAAUCUUCCCUCGUAUCCCUGCCAAAAAUGUAAUGUGUACCAUGUAAAUAGAGCAUACCACAUCAAGGAUGUUUUUACAAGUGCCACGUUGACAAAAUGCUUUCUUGAGUUUGGUCGUUAAAAACGAGGAUGCCCUUGAGUUUGUGUUUAUUUGUCACGUGUUCCUGUAGUGCUGUCUAUAUAAAUCAAACCUGCGGCCAAAGAAGACAAUCUGGGAUCAAACUAUGUACACUUUUAGCCUCCUGUGUGCUCUGGGUCUCUUCGCUGCCAUCCAGGUGCCUCGCACCUCGGCAGUGAGUGAAGUAAGUGUAAAUCUUGCAUCGGCUCUGCUAUCAUAAGAUGAUUGUGUGUAUUUGUUGUUAGUCUAAGAGCUUUUUUCAGACGUGUGUAUUUCUCUGCAUUAAAACCAUUUCCUCUGUUUCCUCUCUAACCACAUCAAAACCUGGUAAGUCUCAUCGCUGCUUUUCUCCAAAGAUUCCCUGCAGACAUUUUCUCUCAGACUUUGCAGCACAUGUGAUUUCUGAUCUGCUGUCAUUUCUUUUGUAUUCAGGAAUCACCCAGAGUGAAAAAAAGGAGAUCGUAGAAAAGCAUAAAGACCUGAGAAAACAUGUCCAGCCUACUGCUCGAAACAUGCUGAACAUGGUAAGCACCGAAAACACACUGAACUCUCCUCAUCCAUUCAUCAUGAGAAGCAGGAACAGAGCCCUGGAGAGUUGAGGGUGUCUGCUGAUGUCUGCUUACCUGUGAUCUGCUCCCCACAGGAAUGGAGCGACAAAGCUGCAGCCAACGCCAAGAAAUGGGCAGAUGAGUGUCAGGAGCAACACAGCACCCCACCCUUCAGAAAUACCGGCAGUAAGUUCAUUCAGCCGCUCGUUCACCUUCAAAAAACAAGCAGAGAGAAAGAACCGGCGUGUGACUCGACAAGUCAAACAAGUCUUUUAUUCCUGGCAGAGCGUGAUAUCCUCUGCAGCAGGAUCAUGUGACACCAAACUCCAGCCGCAGCAGUGUCGUCGUGGUGACGACGUUUUAACACACUGUUCAAUGUGAGAAGAAUAGUUUUAGUGCAGCUGAAUGUGUCAUGACAGGAAGGCUCAGAUUAUAGCGCCGUUCAAAAGAUGGUCCACCUGCAAAACUAGUGACUGUUAUGUAAACUCAGCAAACACCACAGACGGACAAAAGGCUGAAGACGUGCUGCUGUCAGCAGGACGCCUGAGGGACGCCUGAGGGACGUCUGCCUGAGGGACGUCUGAGGGACGUCUGAGACUGAUUAGAGCUUCAGUGAUGGACUUGCUCAGAGUUAAGGCGAGCAUGAAUGGUGUGGGGGAACUGAUGUGUCUGUGAACUCCUCUCUCUCUCUCUCUCUCUCUCUCUCUCUCUCGUGUAGACGGCAUCCUCUGUGGAGAGAAUCUGUUCAUGUCCAGUCACCCCGUUAAAUGGUCUACGUUGAUCCAGUCCUGGUACAACGAGGUGAAACACUGGAAAUUUGGCGUGGGAGCGAUCGAUGGCGCGAUGAUCGGACACUACCUUCAGGUGAUGAUGAUGAAACGAGUCUUUGUGAAGAACAUUUGAUGGUUCUGAGGAGCUGCUUCUGAAAUGAUGGUUUUGUCUCUGUACACAGAUCGUUACCUACAAGAGUAAGGAGGUCGGCUGCGCGUACGCCUACUGUCCCAAUAACAAGUUGCCGCAUUACUACGUCUGCCAUUACUGCCCACAGUAAGAACGAAGCCGACCGUUCUCAGUGUCAAACUUACUGCUUCAUGGACUUUUGAGGAUCCUCAUACUCUGGUCUCUGUUUCAGUGGAGAUAUCAACCCUGAGGAACCCUGGGAGCCUGGACAACCGUGUGGGGCCUGCAAGGACAGCUGUUCGGAUGGACUCUGUGGUAAGUUUGAUGAAGAGCAGCCGUAACGGUGAGAGAUGAUCUUUCCUGUUUUUAUCUGUUUUUAUGGGAGAGAGGAAGACGUUCAGGAUUUAACCAAACGCUGUUCUCACUCAGGAUCAGGACUGAGGUUUAGUCCCAAGUAGGGUUGGGUAUCGUUUGAUUUUGAACGAUUCCGAUUCCAAUUUCGAUUCCUCAUUUCGAUUCCGAUUCCUAUCGAUUCUCUGAUUCGAUUCUUUUAAAAGGCAGGAUAUCAAAAAGAAAAAAGAAAAAAAAAGCAUGGUUUGAAUGAGGGCGCUAACCGGGGCUCUUCUUUUUGGAUGAAAUUUCUGAACUUCUCCAUGAAUUUUUAAAUCCUAUUAACUUUUUAAGAACUUUGCUGUGGAUUUCUCACAGGGCUAUUUUCAACCAGUAUAUAAAUAUCAAUUUUUGUUGUCAGGUCGUUUGUCUAUGAAAAAGUACAAGGGCUAACGUUAGGUGGAUAUUUAAGUUUACUCACCGUACACAGUUCAAUUUCUUUACCGUUUCAAAGUUAGCAGAGGACAGAAGUAAUUUAUUGUUUCACUUAUCCGAUCCUGACUGGUUAGCGGAGGACAGGUGUUGUGCUGUAGAAUGCACCCCUGCCGUAGAAUGCCUCCCCUCCACUGAUUAGCUUCUUAGUGGAAGAAAUAUGAUCUCAUAUUUAAUAAAACACGGGUAUUAGAUCAUGAAAACGUGUCAAAUGGAGCAGUAAACUUUCGUUUUGUUUUUAUGUGUCUCAAAAAUGCACACAUAGAGGUGUACUUGGGUAUAUAAACUGUAGAGUAAGCUGUUAAUGUAGAGAACAUUAUAUUUUCCGGACAGUAAAUAUUCAGAGUCAGAGGGCUAUUGUUUUCGGCAUAUCUGAAUAGCCUGAAUGAAAUCAUUAAAGGCACACGCUUUAGAUUCCGUCCAACGGUAAGAAAAACUCGGAUUGUUUCGCCUUGUUGUGUACUUUCAACCGCGCUCCCUUCAGGGGGGCAUUCAAAAGCAGGGGUGCAUUCUCUGGCACAACACCGGCGAAGCGCGUCAAAGACGAGCACUCGGGUAUUUCUCCUCCAUGAAUCCUGAGGUGUUUAAUCAUGUUGGUCGUUUACCCUCCUUUGCAUGAUAUAACUGUAUUGCUAAUGUUGCAUUGAGAUAAGAGCUCAUUCUUCCUGCUAAAGUUAGCCAAACUUUUGACCAACGAAGAAGAAGCUGCCGAACAACAAUGAGGACGGAGCGUAUGAGACGAAGUCACACAGAGAGAGGAGAGAGACAGAGAGAGAUUGUAACCCACAGCGGCUGCAUUGCUGUGGGUUACAAUGUACUUUCUCUCUCUCUGUCUCUCUCCUCUCUCUGUGUGACUUCGUCUCAUACGCUCCGUCCUCAUUGGUGUUAAGCGGCUUCUUCUUCGUUGAUUUUCGGCGGCUAUUUCUUCCGGUCGGCGGACUCCGGCAUCGAAACUUGGAAUCGAAAUUUUAAUAUUUGAACGAUACCGGAAGAAUCGAAGUUUUAGUCCCGAUUCCCAUCGAUUCUCGAUUCCCAACCCUAGUCCCAAGUCCCACCAAACAGACAAAACUUUAAAUGUGGGAAACAGAAGAAGUACAGAUCUGUACCAACAGCAGGGGGCGCCCUGAUGUCCACCAUGAUCGAAAUCAUCUGUUUUUUAGUCCCUCAUUUCUGAGCCGGUCUGUCCUGGAUAGAGUUAAGGCACCUGGGUCACGGUGACUCUCAGAGACCCCAAAGCCCCCGUGGGGUGAAUAAAGUGUUCUGAUCCGGGUUCUGAUCCUGAGCUCUCACGGUUCUGUGAAUUUGUCUGGAGGGUUUGUCUCGUUGUCUUGUUCCAGAGUUGUUUUAAUUCUCCCUUGUUCAUCUCCUCAUCUCUUCCAGAUAACGGCUGUAAGGUUUAUGACUUGUUCAGGAACUGUGAACAUUUCAAAUGGGCCUGCCCGUUUUUCGCCAUAUUCCGUGACGAAUACUGCCCUGCGACCUGCCAGUGCGAUGGCAAGGUGAAAUAAACCCUGAAGGUCCAAACGGGCUCUUCUUCCUUCUUCUCCUACUUUCAAUAAACUUCAGCAUCAUGAAAAC
Messenger RNA from Xyrichtys novacula (pearly razorfish), 4724 nucleotides. Lineage: Eukaryota; Metazoa; Chordata; Actinopteri; Labriformes; Labridae. The record is from the annotation of a GenBank genome assembly.